AUGAGUAAUCUUGAGAAAGAAGAUAACGUCUUUGCAGAAAAAGACGAUAGUGACUAUAGCCUAAUCGUCGAAGAUCAGGCCACCAUCAAUUCCAUGCUUGAUUUUUUAGAAAAUCAGACCGACUAUGCAACUCAAGAAAUCAUGGAAAGUUAUUUGUUACGGUUAUCGAUGUUUUACAAUCCGAAAACUGAAGGCAAGAAAACAAAACAGUUAGCCGAUUACUUGGCAGACCGAUAUCCGUCGUUGUACAUCCAUAUAAUAGAUCAACUGCACAAACGUAAUAAUAUAUUUAACUGGGAGAAAAAUAGCGAUAUUAUGGCCCUCUAUUCAUGCUACUGUGCGACGUCUGUACUCUGGAAUACAUGUGAUGCCUCGCCGAAAAUGUGUAAAGAGGUUGGCAAAGCUGGAAUUAUUGCCAUCAUAGUUGAAGAUCUAAAAGCCUUCAAGGCGUACUCAACAUCUACAAGUACACAUGAACUGACGGAUCGUUACUUGGGCAGCCUCCUAGCAACAACGCACAACAUCGUACGUAAUUACGAUGGCAACCGCCAUUACGCACGCGAUGCGGGUGCCGUGAAACUUCUACAGCACUACCUUGCAUUGGAGAAGAUAUUGUACAGAUCGUAUGCACUGUUGUCGCUGUCUUACAUCGUGAACGAAAAGGAGAACGAUAAGAUAAAUACUGGAAAUGAAAACAUUCAGUUCUUUGUCGACAUGUUGGAGUCCGCAGUAGAAGCCACAGAUCAUCGGGAGACGGUCCAUAACGGGUUUCACACAACAGAGCUGGUCGCUGGCAUGACAAAGUUAGCAGUCAAUGACUCCAACAAGAUGAAAUUAGUGGAGCAAGGUAUACUGCCGCCUCUGUAUAAACUAUUACAAUCUGACUGUACACACGACGAACAACGUCUAGCUGCUUGUGCACUGUGGACUCUCGCCUUUAAGAAAGAAAAUGUUGAUAAAAUACGGAAGUAUCCAGGUGUAGUUGACGCUCUUUCAAAACUCCAGAAAUCAGCGCAUCGCGGAGUUCGUGAAGCGUGUGAUGGUGCAUUAUGGGAAUUGGGAGAAACGACUAAAGGGGAAAAACCAUUAGAUGAAAGCGACAAAAGUCGCCAGGGACACAUUAUGAUAAGUUACAACUGGGAUGUUCAGAAAAGAAUGAUAAAAUUGAAAGAUAAACUCAAAUCAAAAGGGUAUAAUGUAUGGAUGGAUAUAGAGAAAAUGGGUGGUUCGACCUUAGAAGCAAUGGCCAACGCUGUCCAGGGAGCCGACGUUGUUCUCAUAUGCAUGUCAGAAAAAUAUAAGUUUAGUAAUUCGUGCAGAUCAGAGGCUGAGUACACUUACAAACUUGAAAAACCAUUCAUACCUCUUAAAGUACAAUCCGGAUACCAGCCUGAUGGAUGGUUGGGAAUCAUGCUUGGUACUAAACUGUAUUACGACUUUAGCACGGAGAACAGAUUGGAGGAAAAUUUUCCUGAUUUAGUCAAGGCACUCGGUGAUCAAGGAAAACGAGAUGAGCUAGCAGUAGCAAAACAAGAAUUUAAUACCAAUGCUGCACCAUCGAGUAUAAACAUUGGCCCAUCGACGAAACCAAAUGACGUGAAAUCAUGGAACAACGAUGACGUCAAAAAUUGGCUAAGAGACUAUGAACUGGGACACUUAACACCGAAGUUUGCAAAAUACGACGGCUACAAACUAUUGACUAUGAAAACACUUUCAAUCAAAGCCCCAGAGUUUUUCUAUGGAUCAUUGGACAAAAAACUGGGAAUUCGUGAUAUGUAUGAUAUCGUGACAUUUACAGCCGCCAUCGAAGAACUGUAA
Messenger RNA from Saccoglossus kowalevskii, 1818 nucleotides. RefSeq lists its product as uncharacterized. The record is from RefSeq and is a predicted model, not a curated record. Gene Ontology annotation, biological process: signal transduction. Gene Ontology annotation, molecular function: protein binding. NCBI's taxonomy places the organism in Eukaryota, Metazoa, Hemichordata, Enteropneusta, Harrimaniidae.